Molecule: messenger RNA, 3216 nt
Organism: Magnusiomyces paraingens
Lineage: Eukaryota; Fungi; Ascomycota; Dipodascomycetes; Dipodascales; Dipodascaceae
Exons: 2
Coding region: 1-3216 (1071 amino acids)
Biological process (GO): protein import into nucleus
Cellular component (GO): cytosol; nuclear envelope
Molecular function (GO): small GTPase binding
Source: RefSeq, a predicted model, not a curated record
AUGGAGCAGCAGCUCACUCUACAGGCCCUGGUGCAGGCUCUUGAAGCCUCAAGCUCGCAAGAAAGCGAUACCCUUAGAAAACAAGGUGAGACUCAGCUUGAGUCCUACGAAGCUGCUGAAAACUUUCAUUCACUUCUUCAGACGGUUUUCAUCGACCCCAAUAUGACUCUUCAAAAUCGUUGGAUUGCUGCUAUUUACUUCAAAAAUGAUAUUUUAAAAUAUUGGCGCAAAUCUUCAUCGCGUGUUAUAUCUGCACAAGAGAAAAAUCUGAUUAGAUCACGAAUUUUUGCUCUCACUACCGAAGCCAACAAACAACUUAAUUCACAAAAUGCUAUUGCCACUGCACGUAUUGCACGUAUCGAUUUCCCAGGUCAGUGGCCAACUCUUUUUGAGGAUAUUGCUCAACUAAUUCAAACAGCUUCUGCAAGCAACAAUCUGAUCCAACUUAGCAAUCUGCUUAACAUUCUUAAGGAACUCGUCAAAAGUUUUUCCGUUACCCGCUUUGGCGCUGCUAGGACUGCAUUUCAGGCUGCUGCAUCAGGCAUAGUUCAACUAAUUGGAAAUCUAUACAUUGCUAUCAGUCAAUCAUGGAUGUCCCAAAAGGAUAACCUGAGCAAUCACCUUGCCCUAAUGGAAGUUGGAUACCUGGCCCUAAAAAUUACAGGGAAAGUUUUUGCUGAAGGCUAUCAACGUGUCUACCAAGAUCCACAAGCUGCAAAAAUUUUUGAAAAAAUUACACAGCAUUUCCAGGGAUAUGUCAUGGUAUACAAUACCUUCCAGUCAGACAUUAUUGCAAAGCAUAUAAAAGGUCUUGGUAAGAUAUUUCUUAAUAUUUUUGAGCGGCAGCCAGUAUCGUUUAUUUUACUUCCCAGUUCUAUGUCCGUUCUCCAAACAUACAUGUCUAUAAUGCAGGAAAAAGCGCAAGUGAUUCAGUCAAUUGGAAACGAAGAUGAGGAAGCUGUUUCUGAAGAAGUAGCUGAGUUUUGGGAAAAAACUGUUGUUCAAGGCCUUAAACUUUUUAGCAAACUAAUUAACUACGCUUACCAUAAUGGUUCGGUGUCAAUACGCUACCGUUCUGUUGAUGAUCGCGAUGACACCAAAGCUGCACACGCUCUUUUAGAAAAGGACCUUUUUAAUGAACAAAAUAUUCGGGGCAUGCUUGGGUUGCUUCUCAAUAACUACCUUAAACUUACACCUCGAGAUCUUGAGUCUUGGAAAAACGAACCUGAAGAAUGGAUCGCUGAAGAAAUGAAGGAGAACUGGGAUUACCAGGCCCGAUCAUGUGCACAAAUGGUUCUUGUCAAUAUGCUUAAAAACUUUAAGGCUAUUGUUUCACCAAUUCUGAUUGAAUUCAUUCAAACUACAUCGAGUGGAAAUGACAUUUUGCUUCAAGAUGUAGCUUAUAAUGUUUUUGCGCUUGCUAGCAGUGCACCAUUUGAAAAUGUGAGCUUUGACCAAAUGUUGAACGAUGUCUUUUUGCCAAGAGGGUAUUCUCAACCAAAACCAAAUACCAGCGAAGGUGAAUAUCUUAAACUUGUGCGCCGACGCAUUGCCAUAAUAAUUUCGCAAUGGGUGUGCGUCACUGGACAAUGCAGCGCUCAAAGUAGGAUUAAGAUUUAUGAGUUUUUACUUUUUUGUCUUAAUCCCGAAGACCCUCUUAACGACAUUGUUAUUAGACUCGAAGCAUGCAAUGCUCUUAAAUUUACGAUUGAUGAAUGGGAUGUUAGUAUUGAUGACUUUUUACCCUUUUUGUCUACAUUCCUCACACGUUUAUUCACAUUUAUUUCCACUUCUCUUUCGUCCAUGGAAUCUAAGGAGAUUGUUCUUCAAGUGAUUAGUGUAAUCAUUAAUCGAGUAGAGAAGAAGAUUGUUCCCUUUUCCGAAUUAAUUCUCCAAGCACUACCUGCUCUAUGGGACGAGUCUGAAAGCCAUUAUCAAAUGCGUUGCGUUAUCUUACAAACACUUGCUAAUUUUGUGCAAGCAACUUGCGAAAGUUCCACUCAGACAUACUCAAUCUCUGUUCCCAUGCUCAAGGUUUCGGUGGACCCUGAAUCUCCGCUCAAUACAUUUUUGUUUGAUGAUGCUCUGCCACUUUGGCAAGCCUUAGUUGAAUCUGCGCCAUCGCCAAACGAUGAAAUCUUGUCUUUGCUUCCUGGCCUUGUUCAAAUUAUUAAGCAGAAAACUGAAAAUCUUCCAAUUGAACUUAAACUUUUAGAGUCAUAUGUUUUUCUGAGUCCUGAAUCGGUUGCAAAUCUAUCAUAUGAAUUGUUUAAGAUUUUUGUCGAUUAUAUUCCUUCUAUGAAUACUGAAUCAAUGACAUGGGUAACUACAAUCCUUAAUCUUUUGGCGGCACAACUUCCUCUUGAUGCCUAUGUUAAACCGUUAUAUGAUACUGGCCUUUUGAAUUUACUCGUCACUUCUUUAGCUGCUGCAAUUUCUCCUAUUACAAAUGUUGAAAUUUUGUGUUUUUUUUCACGCAUGGCUUGUAAUGAUGUUAACACAUUUGUUCAAAUGCUUGACGCUACCCAGCUCCCCUCUUUAGAAGUGAUUAAUGAACUGCGCCAAAAAAACACUUCUCGUUCUUCCUUCAUUAAUCUUGAUGACGAUGAUAGUGCCUACGCUGUUCCAAUCCACAUAACGCGUACAGUUGUCAAUCCUGACUCUCAUUUAACUCAUACUCCCAAGUAUACUACUGUUCUUGGCCUUGUGAUUUCGCAGUGGAUUUCGCGGUUUGAUAACAUGGGUCAACCUCGUGAUCGCAAACUUAAUGUUCUUGGUACAGCUGCUGUGCUGCGCACAGCGCGACCUGAGUCAUGGAGUGUUCUUGCAGAUAUUUUUGUCAUUUGGCAACAAUUACUUGACGAGGCAACAGAGACUGAUGUUGGUGAUGCUGAAAUUUAUUAUUGCUAUGACGAUUAUAUGUCUACAAACGAAUAUCUUACUAGAACAAGUCGCGGUCGUGAUCCUGCCGGACCUUCUGGUACAGGUUUAACGCCUGAGCAACAGGAGGAAAUUCGGCUGGUACAUGAAAACGCAUCUCCAGAAACUAAACGCCGACGGCGCCUUCUUGAUUCGGACCCGGUUCAUUCUAUAGUUCUUAAGAACUACCUCAGAGAGUCGUUAUUCAUGUUUGAAAAGUCCACUAGUUCUGAAACUCUUUCUACAGUCGACCCCGGAAUUCUUCAAACUCUUUCUAUGGUUCUCGGGCUAUCCUAA